Messenger RNA from Lentinula edodes (shiitake mushroom), 1361 nucleotides. Its product is annotated as syntaxin. The transcript has a single exon. The record is from RefSeq and is a predicted model, not a curated record. NCBI's taxonomy places the organism in Eukaryota, Fungi, Basidiomycota, Agaricomycetes, Agaricales, Omphalotaceae. Gene Ontology annotation, molecular function: phosphatidylinositol binding. Bases 63 to 1154 code for a protein of 363 amino acids. Gene Ontology annotation, cellular component: intracellular membrane-bounded organelle.
UUUACGAUUCUGAAGGGGCAUUUCACAUAUGCACAUGAUUCGGCACAUCCUCUCUUCAUUUCAUGACGGCCAUACAAUCUGUGCACAUUAGUGGUCAUCAGGAACGUUUGGAGCCCAAGACCCACACUGUGUACCAGAUAGACAUCCGAGGCAACGUUCGCUCAUGGUCCAUCUGGCGACGAUACUCGGAAUUCGAUGAUCUCCAUGUUGAGUUGGUGAAAGGUACCGGUUCACCGCCUCCAGUUCCACUACCACCGAAACACAAGUACUCUAUCUUACGAUCUCAUAACAAUCCAUCCUUACUGGAAGAGCGAAAGACGGGACUAGAGGCAUACUUGCGUGCGAUUAUUGGUGCGAAGGAGGACAAGUGGAGAGAGGCCUUUGUUUUCAAGGAGUUCUUGGGUAUUCCUGUAGGACGACAAGGCGGUGUCGUCGGAGGACCCCCGACGCAGUUCACGCUGACGUCUUGGCUCGAUGAACAUCAAGAACUGCAGAAUCGGCUACGAGAUGUCAGAGCAGACAUCAACAAACGUGAAGCACUGUCUAACCAAGGCGACGUCAGCGCCUCUCACAAGUCUAAUGUCAGUGCCAAACAGAAACUGGCCGGCGUUUUGUCCAGGAUUGGAACAUUAGGCAAGGGUUUACACGAUUUGGCGAUGAACGGUAUGAGUGAAGGAGAAUUGCAGAGACGGACGGACAUGGUUGCUCGACUGCAGGAUGACUGCGAGAAGCUUGGCAAGAUGGUUACUGUCGCUCGGCAGUUCAACCGUUCUGGCACAGAUCCUACUGCACCCUACUCUCCUGCCUCCAUGAAUCCUGCAUCAGCUUCAGACCGAGAGGCCCUGUUAGGUCCCACAAACACGUUCACUCGUGUGACUCGGGUAUUUGGCCAACCAUCGAAGCCUCAGGAGACCGAAGUUACUAGACCAUUAGACGAUCUUGGCCUGUUUGGGCUACAGAAGACUCAAAUGCAACAACAGGAUGACCAGCUUUCUCAACUCACGACCAUUCUCAGUCGACAGAAACAAUUAGGGCAUGCAAUCAAUUCAGAAAUCAAUGAACAGAUAGCUGUACUGGAUGGUCUCGCAAACGAUGUGGAUAAUGUCGGAGAUAAGCUUUCAAAAGCAUCUAGACAAAUGCAUCGUUUGGGAUGAGAUGAGGAUCCAUUACGCAUUGAAUGACUUUUAAUACAGACAUUAGGACAUUCUCUGUGAGAUAUACUUGAAUUGUGUACAAAUGAGUGGUGUAGCGUAGUGUAAGUACUGUCAUCUAGAUGUGUGAUUUCAUCAAUGGUCGGAGAGCAGCCGUCCGACUCCCUUCAAAAAAAAGUCAGCAACGAAUGGAUCUCGGAACGAUUAAUC